Messenger RNA from Podarcis muralis (Common wall lizard), 3063 nucleotides. The record is from RefSeq and is a predicted model, not a curated record. NCBI's taxonomy places the organism in Eukaryota, Metazoa, Chordata, Lepidosauria, Squamata, Lacertidae.
AUGGGGUGCCCCACAAAUGAACCCGUCCCUGUUCCCCAUGAGUGGCACCAGCCAGGAGGCCUCAUCAUUGGUGGAAUUGCUUCUCAGAUCAUUUACCAUUCUCUGGAAAUUGACUUCAAAGAACCGCCUUCUCAGAAACUGUUUCAAGAUCCAGAAAUGAUAACGAAAUUUUACCAGCACAUCCUUUCCUUGGCAUUUGCUGUGGAUGAGAUCAACAAGAACCCCACACUCUUGCCCAAUGUUACACUUGGCUUCCACAUCUAUGACAGCUACUAUGAUGCAAUGGCAACUUAUCGUACCACCUUAGACCUCCUCUUCAAGUCACAUAAAUUUGUUCCCAAUUACAUAUGUGACCCACGGAAAAAGGUUAUAGCUGUCAUUGGUGGUCUUGGCUCUGAUAUUUCUUCCUUAAUGGCAGACAUUUUAGGUUUCUAUAAGAUUCCACAGCUUACGUAUGGCUCAUUUCCCCACAAGGAUAUGCUUAUCAGUCAGUUUCCCUCCCUUUAUUGCAUGGUUCCAAAUGAAAGACUUCAAUAUAUGGGGAUUGUCCAGUUACUUCAGUAUUUUGGAUGGACAUGGGUAGGACUUAUUCCUGUGGAUAACAACAGUGGGGAACUUUUCUUACAGACCCUGGAGCCUUUGCUUUCCCAGCACGAAAUCUGUUCAGCCUUCACACAAAGAAUCCCACAAAUUUCUCAUUUUGAUAACUUGGAUAAACUAACUGAUAUAGUCGCAAAUCUUCAUCUACAUUUCGCAGAUAAUAACGUGACUGCACUUCUUGUUUAUGGAGAAUCAUUAACGAUUUCAUGGCUCAAAACUAUUAUUCUUUUUUAUGUUUUUCGAAAAACAGAAAAUGCAUCAUUUAGCAAGGUGUGGAUUACGACAACCCAGAUUGAUUUCAUAUUAACAGGCCUUCAAAGGGGGUGGGGACUCCAGCAGUUUCAUGGUGCCAUUUCCUUUGCAAUUCACUCAAAAGAGCUUUUGGGAUUCCAAGAAUUUCUUCAGCACAUAAGACCCUAUGGGAUGCAGAAAGAUGCUUUUUUCAAUGACUUUUGGGAGCAAGCAUUUGACUGUGAACUUCAAGAUCCCAGUGAGGCAAUGGAGGUUGAUAGGGCAUGUACUGGGGAGGAAAAGAUGGAGAAUCUUCCUGCACCCUCUUAUGAAGUGCCCAUGACUGGCCAAAGCUAUAGUAUCUACAAUGGGGUUUAUGCUGUGGCUCAUGCAUUGCAUGCAAUGGUCUCUUCUCAAUCCUGCCAAAGAGGGUUCAUUUCAAGGGUUAACCAACUGGUUCUUCAAGAUCUGCAGCCUUGGCAGCUCCAUCCUUUUCUUCAAGGCAAUUCCUUUAACAAUUCAGCUGGAGAAACUGUGUCCUUUAAUGAUAAGCGGGAAACAGAGGGUGGAUUUGACAUCAUGAAUAUUAUAAUAUUUCCAAAUGAGUCCUACCAGAAAGUGAAAGUUGGUAGGAUGGAUCCCAAUGCACCUGAAGGAAGAGAAUUAAUCAUUAAUGAAUAUAUAAUUGUGUGGUACGAAGAUUUAAACAAGACUCUCCCCCUUUCUGUGUGCAAUGACCACUGCCAGCCUGGUAGUCAGAAGAAAAGGAAGGAAGCAGAAAAGUUUUGCUGCUAUGAUUGCAUUCCUUGUGCAGAAGGGAAGAUUUCGAACAAGAAGGAUGUGGCUGACUGCUUCCAGUGCCCAGAAGAUGAAUUUCCAAACAAGGACAGAACUGAAUGCAUCACUAAAGUUAUAAGUUUUCUGUCUUUUGAUGAACCCUUAGGGAUCACUUUGACCUCAGUUGCUCUCUUUUUUUGCCUGAUCACAGCCAUGGUGCUAGGAAUUUUUAUUAGGCACAAAGACACACCCAUUGUCAAGGCCAAUAACAGGGACCUCACUUACACGCUCCUGGUCUCCCUCCUGCUCUGCUUCCACUCUUCUUUACUGUUCCUCGGACAACCAGGGAAGAUCUCCUGCCUCCUCCGACAACCCACUUUUGGCACCAUCUUCUCAGUGGCUGUUUCAUGUGUGCUGGCAAAAACCAUCACCGUAGUUCUAGCUUUCAUGGCCACCAAACCUGGGUCCAGCAUGAGGAAAUGGGUGGGCAAAGGACUAUCCAAUUCUAUUGUCUUUUGUUUUGCUCUUAUUCAAGCAUGUAUUUGUAUUGUGUGGUUAGCAACAUCUCCCCCAUUCCCUGAUUUCGACCUUCACUCAGCAACUGAAGAAAUCAUUCUGCAAUGUAAUGAAGGGUCAGUUGCCAUGUUUUACUGUGUCCUUGGUUACAUGGGCCUCUUGGCCAUUGCCAGCUUCACUGUGGCAUUCCUAGCCCGCAAGUUACCGGAUAGUUUUAAUGAAGCCAAGUUCAUUACAUUUAGCAUGUUGGCCUUUUGCAGUGUGUGGGUGUCCUUUGUUCCAACUUAUAUGAGCACAAAAGGAAAAAACAUGGUGGCUGUGGAGAUCUUCUCUAUCUUGGCCUCUAGCGCUGGUUUAUUGGGUUGCAUCUUCUCCCCUAAAUGUUACAUUAUUGUGCUGAAGCCUGAAUUGAACAACAGGGAGCAAAUAGUAAGGAGAAAGAUUUAUCUCUUUCAAGGGGUCCUUUCUGAUGUUCAGCUCGUAUCUUCUGGUCCAGGAACAGUGAGGCCUGGAGAGAACCUCCGUCUGCUCUGUAAAGUUACUGGUGUCUCCAUCACUGAUUCAAAUUCUGUGUGGAACUGGAUCCGUCAGCCUUCUGGCAAAGUUCUGGAGUGGAUUGCAAGAAUAUACUCCCAUGAUGGGGGGAAAUGGUUUGCUGCUUCUCUUCAGAGUCGUGUGACCAUUUCUUCAGACAACUCCAAGAAUGAGUUUUCCCUCCAACUGAACUCCCUGACAGCUGCUGACACCGCUGUGUAUUUCUGUGCCCGAGAACCACACAGUGAGACAAGGCCGAUUGGGCAUUUGUACAAAAAAGAGGAAAUUCAGUCUGAACACAAGUUUCUGUCUCUACUCCGUGCCACCUCCAACACAGAGAAAUUUAUACCCAUCUUGCAAAGAGAGAAAGCAGAUGUCUUUAACAUUCAGGCCUAUUCAGGAUGA